GUUUCGGGGGUACCGGGCGGGGGAGUCUCGAGCCAGAGGGGAGGGGGCGGCGGGUUUUCAUGUGCCCAGCAUGAGCUCCUACUUCGUCAACCCCCUGUUCUCCAAAUACAAAGGCGGCGAGUCCCUGGAACCGGCCUAUUACGACUGCCGGUUCCCCCAGAGCGUGGGCAGGAGCCAUGCGCUGGUGUACGGGCCCGGCGGCUCGGCGCCCGGCUUCCAGCACGCCUCGCACCACGUCCAAGACUUCUUCCACCACGGCACCUCGGGCAUCUCCAACUCGGGCUACCAGCAGAACCCGUGCUCGCUGAGCUGCCACGGAGACGCCUCCAAAUUCUAUGGCUACGAGGCGCUCCCCAGACAGUCCCUUUAUGGGGCUCAGCAAGAGGCGAGCGUGGUGCAAUAUCCCGACUGUAAAUCCUCCGCCAACACUAACAGUAGCGAAGGACAAGGCCACUUAAAUCAAAACUCGUCUCCCAGCCUCAUGUUUCCAUGGAUGAGACCCCACGCUCCCGGGCGGCGCAGCGGAAGGCAAACUUACAGCCGGUAUCAGACCUUGGAACUAGAAAAGGAGUUUCUCUUUAAUCCUUAUUUGACACGAAAGCGCCGGAUUGAAGUCUCUCACGCCCUGGGACUGACUGAGAGACAAGUGAAGAUCUGGUUCCAAAACCGAAGGAUGAAGUGGAAAAAGGAGAACAACAAGGAUAAACUGCCCGGAGCCCGAGAUGAGGAGAAGGUGGAGGAAGAAGGAAACGAGGAAGAGGAGAAAGAAGAGGAGGAAAAGGAAGAAAACAAGGACUAAGCAAAAAAGAGAGACCCCCCCACACACACCCCUUUAGCAACUCCCUUGAAGUUUCGUUUUAUGGUAGCGGAUAAAUUGAGAAGUUUACGACUGUCAUUUGCUUUUAUAGAGAAUAGAAUGACACUCACAACUCUAACUACCUGUCAGAUACUUGCAGUUCUGGUUUUAUUACCUUUGGACUUCCCCCAUCUUUAUUUGUUGGGGGGCUGGAGGGGGGAGACUGAGACACAGCGGAAAGUUCGGAAUCUCUGUCUCAGUCCUUGCCCGGACACACACACACACUUGUCCCUACCCCCACCCUUCAGAGACCAGCCAGGAUUGUAAGGUCUGAGACCUGCCCUCUUUGCCCCCUCUCGCCCCUUCUUGCCACACUCCCACCUCCCUGCUCCUUUGGUAUUUAUUUUAGAGGGGAGCCCCCCUUAAAAUCAAGAAGACUCAUGGCUUUGUGUUUAUGCUAGGAUUAGACUAUUAGAUUUACUUCUUUUCAAAGGAAAGAAGGAAGGAAGGAAAGGAAAAGGGGAAAUGUUUAAAGAAAUAAAA
This is a messenger RNA of Myotis davidii, 1339 nucleotides long. It is a transcript of the gene HOXC8, whose product is annotated as homeobox C8. Gene Ontology annotation, molecular function: RNA polymerase II transcription regulatory region sequence-specific DNA binding; DNA-binding transcription factor activity, RNA polymerase II-specific. The transcript has 2 exons. The record is from RefSeq and is a predicted model, not a curated record. Bases 71 to 799 code for a protein of 242 amino acids. Gene Ontology annotation, cellular component: nucleus. Gene Ontology annotation, biological process: regulation of transcription by RNA polymerase II. Lineage: Eukaryota; Metazoa; Chordata; Mammalia; Chiroptera; Vespertilionidae.